Messenger RNA from Paramormyrops kingsleyae, 2663 nucleotides. The record is from RefSeq and is a predicted model, not a curated record. NCBI's taxonomy places the organism in Eukaryota, Metazoa, Chordata, Actinopteri, Osteoglossiformes, Mormyridae.
GUGACAGAGCUUCAGGUGGAAUGGAGAAAGACAGACGAUGACGGUGACAUCUUGGUGCUUCUGUAUGCUGAUGGAGAGAACAGACCAGAGUCACAGGAUGAGAGAUACACCAGAAGAGCUGAAUUCUUCACUGACGAAAUUCCAAAAGGAAACUUCUCAAUGAAACUGUGGAAAGUCAGGAUGGAAGACAAAGGAGAGUUCAGGUGUGAAGUCCACUUAGAUACUGAUUCUGCCAAUACAACUGCCAGAAUAAUAGCACUAGGUUAUUCCUCCCUGCAUUGGCUGAUUCUGGGGCUGUGCAUCGCUGUCACACCUGCAGUCCUACUUACUGGGGCCUUCUCUCUUUGGUCUUGUAUAAGGGAAGGUAAAAGCAGACAGGCUCUGUUGUGUCACUGGUCAUGUGUCACAGUCCCACAGAUCAUGGUUUCCGCUGCAUUCAUCCUGUGGGGUGUAACUGAAGGAUCUGCAGGAGAGGCUGCCACUUGUACUGUCAUCAGUCUGCUGAUUAUCCCACUGCUGUAUAUUAUGGUUCCAUAUGUGGACUUAACAGACAGGCACCUCUGCGGGCAGCCCAGUGUUAUUGUUGCUGUGGAACACGUGGCCCAUGCUGCUUGUGCUGGACCCCAGCCAGAAGUUCUGGAAGAGUCUUGGGAGAACACGGAGAGUGCAAGCUGCCUGGAGAGAGCGCGGUGCACGGACAACGCUGACACUUCAAAUGCAUGUUUAAAACACAGACAGCGAAAAGAAACAAUUGGGGAGAUGAAAUACGUGACUGUGUCUGUAGGAAACAUCUUCGUUAUCACAGCUGUAUGUGCAGGUUCUCUCAUCGAGUUUUCAGCAAAAUUUUCCCCAACUUCAACUGAUAAAGCACUAUUUGGUGGCGUUUUGGGUGGAAUCAUAUUUGUGUUCAUCUUUUUUGUUAUAGUUCGAAUUGUCCGCUUUGCCCUUCAGGGAAAUGACACCUCAAUGGAAAUACGCGGCACCUUAGCAAAAAUAACUGGGAUUAUAAUUCUCUUCAUCAUGGUUUCAUCCAUAAGUGUUGUCAGUGUUUUCCUGGCAAAAUCUCACUCAGCUAGGAAAGAACAACUUGGAACAUUUUUAACUAUGUUAAUGAUUCCUAUCCUCAUGAUUUUAUUCCCAGUUGGUGUCAGUGUGUUUUGGAUACUACAUUCUCGAAGGACAGCUGGGAGAUUAGAACUCAAAGACAUUCUUAAAAUCUGGGCAUAUUUCAUUUAUAAUCGCAAACUGUUUAACAUGCUGUUACUUGCUAUUUAUUCCCAACUCUUUGCCUGGAUGCAAAACACAUUCAUAUUGGGAUAUUCAAUUCUGAUUACAUUAGCUGCUUUUGGAAUAUGUGCCUGCAUCUGUGUCAAGUAUUUUGUCUGGUAUCUUGCUAAACGUAAGCACUCUGAUACAUUUUUGAAGGGGGGUCACUAUUUGGCUCAGAAAAUCCUUCUAGGAAUUUUCUUCCUGCUUCAUCUAAUAUUAGGUUUCCAGUAUCUAAGUGUGAUUAUAGAAAAUGACAGAGAACGACCUAUAAAGAUGUGCGAAUAUGUGUUCAUCAACAUUCUUACUCUUACAUCAUGUUUUCAAGACUGGAAACGGGAGAAAUUUCUUGCCAAACAACGUAAAUUUCUAUAUUUCUCAGGGGCUUUUGGUCUCCCUCUCCUGAAUUCUGUUGCCCUGGCUGUAGCAUUAAAACUCAAAGCAGACACAGGAAAACAGCCAGUGGAUCUACGGCUGAUUGUCCUGAUUUCUGGGUCUGUCUUUCUCUUUAGCUGGUUUGUUAUACAGAUGUCUGCAUACUGGUCGGACAAAAAGAUACAAAUAAAAGAAGAAUUCGCCCAUUUUCAGAGACCCAAAGAUCCUGAGCCAGACCAGGGAUCAUGUGAGAAUCAAGAGAUGGAGGCAUCAUCACCUGCUGAUCACAAUGAACCAAGCGCAGAGCAGGUAUUACUGGGAGAGAAGAACACAGAAGUCUGAAGGAUCUAAAGAGUGUAAUUCUAUAUUUUUUGCCUACAGUCUCAAGUUUUCCAGAUCUUGUUCAAUCACCAAAUUCCUGGGUUAGUGGUCACCAGAUAAUGGAGGAUCUGUUACAAUUCAUUUUAUCUAAGGACUUGAGCGACUUUACUGGGCAGCAGAUAAGCUUUUUUAGGACAAGCUACACAUGUAUAUAAGCUAACCUUCAUCUACAGAGCAGCACCCUGGGAGUAUAUAUAGUCAGUCACCUCAGGAUAAAGUCAACUGUGAAGAUCAAUACAGGGUCCUUCAUGUCAUCCUAUUUAUUCUGAACUGAACUCUAUAUUAUGCUGUUGUUACAUGUUACCUUUCACCUCAGAAUAUCUGUUUUGCACACAAGCUUAUAUAGUUCAUUUCAAGAGACAUUGUUUACUUAUUUUAAGGACAAUCUUCUAAAACCAUUUCUAUGCAAAUAUUUACAUAUGAUGAUUAUCUGACUCACCUUUGCAGUGUUGUUUGCAUUGUUCAAAUGUACAGUGUUAUUACCAGUAUUCUGAGUAAAUCCAGAAACUUUCCUAUGUAAGUAUUUGUGUAUCAUAUGAUGAUUAUAUGACUUACCUUUGCAGUGUUGUAUGCAGUGUUGAUAUGUACAGUGUUAUUACAAAUAUUCUGAAUAAAUCCUCCCUGCUCACAGUCCCUGCUCA